Yamadazyma jaroonii is the source of this 957-nucleotide messenger RNA. Lineage: Eukaryota; Fungi; Ascomycota; Pichiomycetes; Serinales; Debaryomycetaceae. The record is from the annotation of a GenBank genome assembly.
AUGGAAUCAUUUGAAUCAAAAUCAGUUGAAAUUUUUAUCAAAAGUAAAAUUGAUCAAGAUUUAGUUCAUAAAUUAAUUGUCAAAACUUUACAAAUCAUUCCUUGUCCUAAUGAAACAAAAGAAUAUAUUCAAGAGAAUAAAAAAUUACCUUCCUUACAAAAAUUUUUAAACAGAUUAAUUGAUUGUUUAAAUCUUAAUAAUGGAAUUUUAAUGUUUACCAUGAUCUAUUUAAACAGAUUGAAAUUAAAAUUACCAAAUAACUGUAAAGGUUUACCUUCAACAAGACACAGAAUUUUAUUAUCAUGUCUUAUAUUAUCAAUCAAAUUUAAUAAUGAUUUUUCCUUAAAAAAUCACGAUUGGUUAAAAUUAACUAAUAGAUUAUUCAACUUAAAAGACAUCAACUUAAUGGAAAGACAAUUGUUAUAUUUAUUGAAUUGGAAUUUGGUAGUUAGUGAACAAGAAAUCUUAUUAAAUUUCAAUAAGUUCUUAACUCCUAUCAAAGAAAGUUUAAUCAAUAAUUAUAGAAUGAAACAAUAUUUAUCACAACAAAAGAAAUCACCAAAAUCACCAAAAAAAUCCUCAACAGAAUUAUCACCUCCAACAACUCCAGUGUCGAUGAUCUCAUCAAGAUCAAGAUCACCAUCACCAAAUUAUACCCCAAAUUCUCAAGAUUAUUCACCAAAAACUCCUAUCAAUACCAUUAAAACAAAUAUUUCAAGCUUAAACCCAACUUUGAAUCAAGAACAAAGUAGAAAAUCUUCAACUUCAUCAAUUUCAACCAUAUCAUCCGUUUCGUCAUCUUCAUCGUUUGAAUAUUCUUCUUAUGGUCAAAAUUCUUUCUCAUCAAUUGACAAUCUCGAAAUUUCAGGUAAAGUUAAUCCAAUAUUCGAAUUAACUGCCUUAAAUGAACAAUAUGAAUUAAACAGAUUGUUGGAAAGUUUCAACACCAAUUUAUAG